UUGACUUUUCCUGCCAAACAGCGUCCUGUGGCUCUUUAUUACUGUACUUUCAGAUUUCCCAAAGCGGGUAGUGCCUAUACUUAUGCAUAUGUGGGCGUUGGCGAGCUAUGGGCUUUUAUCAUCGGCUGGAAUAUCGUGCUGGAGCACAUGUUGGGAGCUGCUGCCGUAGCUCGAUCAUGGUCUGGAUAUUUGGAUUCUCUGCUGAGCAACGUCAUCUCCAACACAACCAUUGAACGAGUUGGUCGAAUCGAGAGCUCAUCGUUUUUCGGUGACUAUCCAGAUAUUGUCGCUUUCCUGCUGAUUGUCGUCGUUGCCAUCUUUGUCGCUCUUGGUUCGAAAGUCUCCACAAACUUCAAUUCAGUCUUCACCAUUGUAAACAUGGGUGUGAUAGUGCUGGUUGUCGGAUACGGCAUUACAUUUGCGGACUUCUCUCUAUGGAGCGGCACCAAUGAAGAGGGCGUUUCAAACUAUCUUCCCGCUUACGAGCGGUCCGUCAAUGGUAUGUUGGCAGGUGCGGCGUCUUGUUUCUUCGCCUAUAUCGGUUUCGAUGGCCUUGCCACCGCAGGAGAAGAAGCAAAAAGUAAGCAUAGUCAUGAAAAACACAGUAUUUCCCAAUCAUGA
Messenger RNA from Cooperia oncophora, 621 nucleotides. The record is from the annotation of a GenBank genome assembly. NCBI's taxonomy places the organism in Eukaryota, Metazoa, Nematoda, Chromadorea, Rhabditida, Trichostrongylidae.